Carassius auratus (goldfish) is the source of this 1820-nucleotide messenger RNA. Its product is annotated as elongin-B-like. The transcript is spliced from 4 exons. The record is from RefSeq and is a predicted model, not a curated record. NCBI's taxonomy places the organism in Eukaryota, Metazoa, Chordata, Actinopteri, Cypriniformes, Cyprinidae. Gene Ontology annotation, molecular function: protein binding. Gene Ontology annotation, cellular component: elongin complex; VCB complex. Bases 123 to 482 code for a protein of 119 amino acids. Gene Ontology annotation, biological process: transcription elongation by RNA polymerase II.
CGGCACAGAAACGAGUUCACGGCGCAAAGACGUCUGGGAUUGUGGAGGACCGGCUCGAGCGCUUUGAUUUCCGCAGUGCAGCGUGGGAUAGUGGAAGAAGUCAGCGAAACACUCGGAGAGAAAUGGAUGUCUUUCUGAUGAUCAGACGUCACAAGACAACCAUCUUCACGGAUGCCAAGGAGUCGACCACAGUCUACGAGCUGAAGCGGAUCGUGGAGGGCAUCCUAAAGCGAGCGCCAGAGGACCAGAGACUUUAUAAGGAUGACAUGCUGCUUGAAGAUAGUAAGACUCUCGGAGACUCUGGGUUCACAAACCAGACAGCCAGGCCUCAGGCUCCGGCCACAGUAGGACUGGCUUUUCGCAUCGGUGAUGAUGCUUUUGAGCCUCUGAGAAUAGAGGCCUUCUCCAGCCCUCCUGAGCUUCCUGAUGUCAUGAAGCCUCAAGACUCGGGCAGCACUGCCAACGAACAAGCCGUGCAGUGAAGGAGGAACUGAAGAUAAAGGGUUGGGGGGAGGGUGGGGGGAGACAGCGGGGGUGAAGAGUGUCCAAAACAGCGGACAAGCAAAACACGUGUGUUUAAAGAUGGUGGUGCGUCUUGAGUUACAAAAGGAGGGGGAAAGCAUGAGUGAGAGUGAUCUUGUGUGAUAUUGUACCUUUGCUGGGAAUCUGAAUCGCUCUCCCUGUUCCUCCUCACGUCCCAUCGAGCACUAGCAGCUUACUCUCACUGUAUUGUCGCAAACCCUUCCAAUGUUCAGUGUCUGCUCAUCUACAGGUUAAUCCACCAAUCACAACGCCCCAUUUUGAUUUGGUAAAGUUUCCCUUGAUUUCUGGAUGAAUUUGCUCAUCUGUCAGACAGCUGUUAGUCACCCGUCAGAGGUGGUUAGAUAUCGGAGUAUUUAACCCCGUGCUUCUUAUUUAAUUCAAGCAAAAUGUUAUGUUUGGGAGAGUUUAACGUUUUGUGCUUUUUGUGUGUUUCAGUCUGAUUGGGGUGGGGUGGGUUUGUGUUUGUGGCUGUUAAGGUUUUACAAAUGCCCACUUUACUGAUCGCAUUUACAGUACGCUGUUGUGUGUUAAUGACUAUUGAUAUUAUAAUAAUUCUUAUUUAGAUCCUGCAUCAUUUUAUUGGGCUGCAGAAGGCCAUAAGCUGAACAGUUUUAUGUUACCAACCUAAUAUAGUGUACAUGCACAUCAUGGAGCAUCCUGAGCAGCAGAGUGGGCAUGGAUGCCUGCAAAUGAAUACACAGCACAUGGUUAAGGUGAAUUCUGACAUACAGUGGUUUCAUUGUAAAUACAUUUUUCCACUCGCUUUGUUGCUUCCUGAAGUGUGUUUUGCUUUUCUUUACAGUCGUUUUGUUGGAGGAGUGUGGUGGUGUCCGCCUGUUUUCUUUUGGAAUAUUUGUUUGGGAGCUUUAGUAUUGACAUUUAAUUCCCUGAUUUUGUGUUUAAAUCAAAGGGGAGUGUGAAUGCUAGUCCGUUUUUUGUGUGAGUGUGUGUGUGGCAUUUUAAAAUAGUGGAAAGAAUCAAGUAAAAAUGUAAAGAUCAAUAAGCAUGAAGCCUUUGGGCGAAGUUGCUUUAACAAGUGAAUGUUUAACUUUAACACAAAUGCUGAGGUUGCGUUCAUCCCAAAAAAAACAAAAAAAACAGAAUCCUAAUGUUUUUGCAAACUCACCCUUAUUCUUCUCAGUGAUGGCGAUGCUCCUUCACAGUGAUCUUGCAAAAACAAACAAACAAGAAAAAAGUUAAAAACAGAAAAGAAAAUCAUGCUGCAGUAUCUGUAACUGCAUUUAAAUGAAUUAAAAUCAGCCCUUUUCCACUCCUUG